This is a messenger RNA of Paralichthys olivaceus (Japanese flounder), 5965 nucleotides long. The record is from RefSeq and is a predicted model, not a curated record. Lineage: Eukaryota; Metazoa; Chordata; Actinopteri; Pleuronectiformes; Paralichthyidae.
GCUUAGUGCAGAGAGAGCUCAUAUCCCAACGCACCCCAGUUUUGGGUCCCCCUCUUUCCUAAGCCAGCUGGUCUGGCUUAAUGUUAUCUCUUUCUUUCUUUUUAAUUUAUUUUUUAAAAGAUCAUUUUCUUGUUUGAUACAAGGGAUUGACUGAACAGACCCACAGCUGGAGCUGCUGGGGAACCUUCCAGGUGAAGACAGAACAAAAAGCACUGGUGCUCGCUGAGCAGAGGAGAAGUCUCGUUGAUGGAGUGAACCGCAGGACGGAGAGACACCGGAGAAAGUCACGGAAGACAUGCGGGACUGAGAGGUGCCAGCCAGCAGUUUGGGAUUGAUAGUGAGAAACCUUGAGGACCUGGGAGACAAACAACGAAGCCAGAGGAGGAGACGUUUCUGAAAAAGAGGAAAAGCAACAGGAAAAAUAACGAAGAUGGGGAGGAAAAAGAUUCAGAUAGCCCGGAUAAUGGAUGAACGGAACCGACAUGUCACGUUCACCAAGCGCAAGUUUGGUCUGAUGAAGAAAGCGUACGAGCUAAGCGUAUUGUGCGACUGUGAGAUUGCACUCAUCAUAUUCAACAGCACCAACAAGUUGUUUCAGUACGCCAGCACCGACAUGGACAAAGUUCUGCUCAAAUACACCGAAUACAACGAGCCCCACGAGAGCAGGACCAACUCAGAUAUUGUGGAUACACUGCGUAAAAAGGGUUUAAAUGGCUGCGACAGCCCUGACAUCGAGGCAGAUGACUCUGCUGGUCAGAGCCCAGAGUCGGACGACAAAUACCGCAAAAUCAACGAUGACAUCGACCUAAUGAUUAACAGACAGAGAAUCUGUCAGGGUCUGCCUCCCUCCAACUAUGACAUGGGAGUGUCCAUCCCAGGCAGUAAUGCCAGCGGACUGCUGUACUCCCACCCAGGCAUAGGAGGUGGUCUAGGUAACCACAAUCUGCUGCCCAUCUCACACACACACCCCUCCCUACAGAGAAACAGCAUGUCCCCUCAGCGGCCCUCUAGCACUGGAAAUGAAGGACUGAUGAGCUCAGAGCUGACGAGCACUGUGGUCUCCAGUGUGGGAAAUGGCAGCUACACCAACCACUGCACCUCCCCGGGGCUGCUGUCUGCAGGAGGAGUCUCCAAAAACAUGCAGGAUAAGAGCCCUCCUUCGAUGAGCAUGAGCCGUAAGCCUGACCUCCGAACGCUGAUGCCACCCUCCAACAAGUGCAACAACAUGCCAACAGUUAACCAGAGAAUAAAUCACUCUCAGACCGCUCAGACUCUGUCGACACCUGCAGUGUCCAUCUCUGCUCCGACUCUACCUGGACAGGGGAUGGGUGGAUAUCCGUCAACACUCAGCUCUUCUUAUGGCACAGAGUUCUCCCUCGGAGCUGACCUGUCCUCUCUGUCUGGAUUUUGUGGUUCUGGUCUUGGAUCAGUGACUAGCUGGCAGCAUCAGCAAAUACAGAAUCUGCAGCAUCCAGCACUCGGACACAUGGGAAACUUGUGUCAGAACUCAAACCUAAACCUCACCUCCGGUCAUCAGAACCUACACAUCAAGUCUGAGCCCGCUUCCCCUCCCAGAGACCGGAGCAUCACCAUGGUCGGCACAGGACUCGGAGGAGGCAUGACUACGGCUGGAUACUCUACCUGUGGCAGGGGUCCCAACGAAUCGGGCCGCUCCCCCGGUGAUAGCGCAUCCAGCUGCGGGAGCUCGUAUGAAGGCAGCGAGGAGCGUGAGGAUUAUCACGGCAACGACGGCUUCCUACUCCGCCCUCUGUCGAGUCAGGAGGAGCGUCACAGCCCCUCAGUCAAACGGAUGAGGCUAUCAGAGGGCUGGGCGACAUGAUGGGGGCCGGUCUACAAGCAGAGGGGAAGGGGUGUUAGUAAAGUUACCUUAUAGUGUUAUUAUUAUUAUUAUAAUCAAAUUGUUAUUGUACCGAGUGGGUGUGCUAUAUGUGUAAUGGUAACAUGUACGUGGGGGGAGCACAGUCAGACAGUGAUACAGUGAUGCUCUGCUGUAUUUACAACAUGUUCUGUAGCCAGACUUGUACACUGGAGCGAUGACUCCUGGAAGAUUAGAACUGGUGAACAGAACUUGUAAGAAAUGGGUUUUUAAACAUUGAAAGCUGUGUCAAAAACAUCUCAGCAAAAAGAAGGAUUCAAUGGUUUUGACACUCAACUGUUCUCAGUAGAGGUAAAGGAAUAAGAGAUACCAACACGAUAAUAAAAAGUAAAAAUCCUCCAUUUCGUGUAGGUGAUAGAUUCAGCAGAUAAAUAUGAACCUUAAUGUGAUUCUAACAAACCUUAAUCGUAAUACUUACAUAAUGUAAUACUACUCUAUGAAAUUCAAGAAUAAUGAAAGGAAUUAUGAUUCAACAAUAGAAUAUUGUUUUAUUAAAAUGUAUACAGAGCAUUGAAUUUUAUUCCAAAUUACUCGACUUAUUAUUAAACCACUUAAAGCCACGUUUUGUUCUUAUGUGAUUAACGUGAUGCUUAUUAUGCAGGGCGUGUUAAUGAGUAAUGGGUAUAAAUAAACUGAAAGUGGGUCAUUUCACCUGAGAUGUUUUUGACAUAGUGAGUGUGACUGUUCUCAAGACUAUUUCUUACAUGUCAUUUAACACCAACAUGUACAGAAGUGGCUGGAAGGGCUGAUGGUAUACAUGCAACGUUGGCUUUGUGUGUGUUCGGGGGGGUUAAGUAAAUAGCAAGUAUGUUUAAUGCACAUUCACAGAUGUGCACAUGUAUGCAAACUAACAAAGGUAAAGUGAAUAAGUCUGGUACUCUGAACGGUGAAGCUACUUAAUGAGAUGUGGAUCAUUGGAGCCAUGAGAGCAAGGCGUGCUGAGUUGAAGCGCUUAGCGUCACCACUACAUACAUGGCGUGUUGCAGGUUCAACAUAUGUGCACACACAGAAACAUAAAGGCAAAUUUAGAAUGUAGAAAGCAUGGAAGGUAAAGUCUGGCAAAUAAAAGAGGUAGAACGAGAGAGCUUGAGUAAGUACAGUAGAAGAGAGGUGGAGAAAUGUAGAGGUGGAAGAGAAAAGGUGACUGAGGAAGAAAAGAAGAAACUUAUUUGCAACAGGUUGCAUAGAAAAGAAGCUUUGGACAAGUUUCAAAUUGAUGUGAAGACACUAAUCAGAGUUAGUAACUUAUUUUCAGAGCCCUGUUAGAAAAAAAUAAAGAUUUUCUUUUUUAUUAUUUUGGUGGAUGCAAUUGCUAAGGUAUGGAAUCAAAAGUCAUUUAAGUUGUUUUUACUUAACUAAGGAACUGAAAAGUAACCACUACUUAAUACUUAGUUUUUCAUGUUAAAAAUGUAUGUACUUGCACAUAUCUGGCUAUUAUAAAUUAUGUGAUACAACCAUAGAAGCUCAUGCUGUGAAGGGGAAAUAGGAAGAUAAAGGUUUAAACAAAGACAUUUCAUACUAAGUGAAUACAUCAAUGAAUAAUGAGGGAUGUAGAUCUUCCAAACAAAGUGGUGAGGAUGGAAAAAUACCAAUAAAUUAAUGUUUAAGAUGUUUGUUUUUAAGUAAACAAAGAUAAGUAAUCAUAAAGUUAUCAUAACGUGAAGUUUAAGAAUCCAUAUGAUUUCAAAACUAACUCGAAUUGACAAAAUCGUCUUAGCUCUGCAGAUGCUAAAAUUGAAGAUAACAUAAUUAUACAAUGUUCUUUGACUUGAUUAUCUGAAAUCUGUGUUUUAAACUUUACACAAAUGGACCAACCAUAUAAAUUCACACAGACAUCUGUUAAAUCUGAAUAUUUCAAUGCAGUGGUAUUUCAAUUUAAAUGUUAAGUAUUCUAUAGUGGUUACAGUUCACAAUUUUGGUAAUCAUUUGUCAAGACAAUGUUUAUGGCUGCUCUUGCUUCCAUACACAACAACCUGCAUUAUUUUCAUAGAAUCAACAGUGUCUGUUGGUUUAUAUAACGACUGGAGUGGUAAAUUAUACAAAGGGAGAUUUUCAGUCUGGCUCCAGUCACACUAAAAGCCUUAUACAACUGGAGAGUGAUGUUACACUGCACAAACUUUAUUGUGUUGAGUUUAAAAAAAAAAGAAGCUUCCUUCCUUAUAUCAAAUUGAUAUUUUUGGAUGUGUGCAGCUUUAUUUAAUUUGAUAACAAUAUAAAAACAGGAAGAACAGGUGCAAACCUUUUUUUAACAAACAUUCUGGGAGAUUUUAAGUGAGUUGUAAAGUGAAGUAAAAAUCCCCUUCAAAUCUUCUGUGUAGCUGGUGUCAGAGCCAACAUCAUCUCACAGAGCACAGAACACAAUCUGCCCUUCUCCACAGACAACAUGCGCGUCACCAAUACAUCUGCAGUGGUGGAAGAGACUCAGAUCAAUUACUCAAGUAAAAAUACCAAUACAACAGAAGUCGUGUAUUCAAAAUCCUACUUAAGUAUUAAUUCAGUAUCGUCAGCAUCAUGUAAAGUAUUACCGUAUCAGUAAAUUGUCUGAUGUGACAUAAUCAGAUAAUUAAUCCAAUCAUUGCAACUUUAGCAGCAUUUUAAUGUGACUUUCAUUACUUUGAAUACAGUUUAAUGCAGUUGUUCCCAACACAGGGCUUGGGCCCCUCCAAAUGAUCAGCAGAUCAAUUGGAGGGGCCAUGAGAAGAUUCAUGGGAGGGCAGCUUUGAACCGUCUGAUCUGUGACAACUUCAGUGGCUCAUGGUCACAAGUAAUCAAUACAAUGGUACUUCUUACUUCUGGUUGUGCUCCACCCCCUGUUAAUGACACAUCCUCGAUUCUAAUGGUUCUAUUCAAAAUUGGUGGAAAAGCAGGCUGGUUCAUUAGAUAGCAGCAGAUUCCAACAACUGGUAGAACAAGGGUACUGGUUCCAAUUAGCCAGUGUGUUUCUCUCUAAGAGAUCAAAAAGCUAAAUGAUCAUUGGUUUACUCCUGUGAAAUACAUUACAGACGGUUUUUAAGUGUAAAAUCUUAUCAGAGAAAAAGUAAAGUACGCAAACUCAGUGUAACUACAGGACUUGAGUAAACAGUUCUUCCCACCACUGCAUGUUGUUGAAAGGUAUUGUGGACAUAUAUCGAUAAUUUGUGCCUUGUACCUCAACAUGGUCUGACACCAGUCACAGUAGGAUGAACACAGUAGUUAAGGCUCUGAUAUCCACAUUGUUGUACUUUUAAAGGGACAGAAGUGGCUAAGGGUUGUUCACAUAUGAAUAUUUUGGUUUAAGCAGCUGUAUAUUUGGAGCACGAACCCUCAGCCACAGGUCUGCACUCCACGUGCCCCGUUAACUGUAAAUCCAGUGACUAAAUUCACUCAUUCAAAUCCCUGUAGCUGUUCUAGUUUGACAGCUGCUGCUGUUGAGUUACAAACUAUUUCAUGAUGCUGUUUAAAAAAAAAAACAAUGAAAAAAACAAGGGCAGAGCCCAGAUGUAUUUUCUCCUGCACUCCUUUUCUUCUAUGAUGACUGGAGUCUCCGAGUUGGUCGGCUUCCGGCUCACUGCAACACACCUGACUCAGCGUAACAAAGCUCCCUGAGGGACAGGGCCAGGAGCUCGUCCUCAGGCUUCAGGUUGAGUCGAUGGGUGGGGGUGCACGCAGAACGGUGGAGUGUAAACUAACCAAAGUGUGAAAUACCCUGUAUAUUUGUGUUUUUGGUUUGAUUUCUUUAAUCCGUAACUGCCUGGACUUUGUCAAAUCCGUGCUUAAAAAGCCCUGAUGAAAUGAUUUCAAGUUAUUUUGGGUGAUGUCCCUGAAUGUCCUCUGUACUGUAAAUGUACACCCUGGGCUGCAUUUCCCCUCUUUAAACACAUGAGUGCUUGAGUAACAAGUAAAAUACUCUAAGAGAUUGUUAGCGGCAUAAGCUGGCCUUUGUCGCCACUUGGAGACAAUGAUUCUCAGAAGAGAAAUACAGUGCACCUCUGUCGUCGCAGAUCAUGUACAGCGGUUCCCUCACUCAGAAAAGUGAACGUAUUUGUAUUUUGCAGGAAAAAGAAAACUUUAAAUAUACAGGCUCUGUUA